This is a messenger RNA of Fusarium pseudograminearum CS3096, 960 nucleotides long. RefSeq lists its product as uncharacterized. Gene Ontology annotation, cellular component: Arp2/3 protein complex; actin cytoskeleton. Gene Ontology annotation, biological process: actin filament polymerization; Arp2/3 complex-mediated actin nucleation. Gene Ontology annotation, molecular function: structural constituent of cytoskeleton; actin filament binding. The transcript has 5 exons. Lineage: Eukaryota; Fungi; Ascomycota; Sordariomycetes; Hypocreales; Nectriaceae. The record is from RefSeq and is a predicted model, not a curated record. The coding region runs from base 1 to 960 and encodes 319 amino acids.
AUGCUUCUUCUGGAUUAUCAAAACGUGCUGAUUCAGUCAGUCCUGACUGAGAGGUUUUCUGGAGCCCCUCCCGCUUCCAUUGACCAGACGGUCAGCGACUUCGACGGCGUUACCUUCCAUAUCUCAACCCCCGAGACCAAGACUCAGGUCCUCCUUUCUAUCCAAAUACGAUGCUUCCCCGAUCUCGUCAAGUACGGAGCUGAAGAGGUCCUCCAGCGGGAGUACGGCGACUAUGUGACAGCUGUCGAGCCCGGCUACGACUUCUCUGUUCUGGUUGACCUGGAGAACCUCCCCGAGUCGAAGGAAGAACGUAACGAGCUGGCUCUCAAGUUCGCUCUCCUGAAACGCAAUGCCAUGGCCGCCCCAUUCGAGCAAGCCUACAAGGAGCACUAUGCACUGAAGGAGGAGGCUUCCAAGUUCACUUCCGAAGACGCUCCCCAAGGAAUCCGAGAGGGAGGUGAGGUUAAGGCGAUCCACUACCGAGAGGAGGAGGCCAUCUACGUCAAAGCCAGCCACGACCGAGUUACCGUCAUCUUCAGCACUGUCUUCCGUGAAGAGACCGACCGUGUAUUUGGAAAGGUGUUUAUUCAGGAGUUUGUCGAUGCUCGAAGGAGAGCCAUUCAGAACGCUCCCCAAGUGUUGUUCAGAAACGAUGCUCCCCUUGAACUGCAGGGUGUCCCAGGAAUCCAGAACACUGGAUCUGGAGAUAUUGGCUACGUGACUUUCGUUCUCUUCCCCAGACAUCUGACUCCUCAGCGCAUGACCGAUGUUAUUUCUCAUAUUCAGACUUUCCGUGAUUACUUCCAUUACCAUAUUAAGGCCUCAAAAGCUUAUAUCCACUCUCGUAUGCGAAAGCGAACUGCCGACUUCCUCCAAGUGCUGCGCCGUGCCAGGCCCGAGAACGAAGAGAAGGAGAGAAAGACUGCCAGCGGCAGAACUUUCAAGGUGCAAGGAAACUAG